Messenger RNA from Lacerta agilis (Sand lizard), 2998 nucleotides. It is a transcript of the gene GPR37, whose product is annotated as G protein-coupled receptor 37. The record is from RefSeq and is a predicted model, not a curated record. Gene Ontology annotation, cellular component: plasma membrane; signaling receptor complex. Gene Ontology annotation, molecular function: prosaposin receptor activity; G protein-coupled peptide receptor activity. NCBI's taxonomy places the organism in Eukaryota, Metazoa, Chordata, Lepidosauria, Squamata, Lacertidae. Gene Ontology annotation, biological process: adenylate cyclase-inhibiting G protein-coupled receptor signaling pathway; positive regulation of MAPK cascade.
ACACACCCCUCUCUCCUGGGCAAGGAGAUUUCUUUCUUUUAUUUUUCUGGGGUGAGGUUGGGCUCUUCUCUUGUCUCCAGAUCGUGGAUACAUUUGCUGAGGACAUGAGUCGAACUUGAAGCCCGUGCAAAGGAAGGAACUGUAUGAUUUAUUAUCCAUCAUUCUCCGGAUCAUUCUGCUUAUUUUUUUUUUUCCAGGUCAGCUCAGUGCUGUUUUUCUAGACCCUUGCUCUCUUAUCAUGGCAAUGGUGCCCAUCUGAGCGUUGCUGGGACUGGAAAGGAGUCCUGGGUCCAGGUUGUGGGUGAAAUGGGUGUGACUGGCAGCUCCACCAGCUUGGGCAGUGGGUGUUACUAAAGGAGCAUUGGAGGGCACCCAGCUCCUACCCUAAACCAUGCAGCUUGUCAAGACGGCACCCCUUGGCUUGGCUUGGCUUCUCGGCGCCCUGUCUGCCUUUGCCCAUGGAGCAAAAGGAGAUGGCCUUGAUGUUGGCAGAAAGGGCAGGGAGUGUGGAUCGUGGUGUCAGGCAGCCACUCCACUGCCCUGGCGAGUGGUGGCACCCAGGACUAUGGGUGGCUUCCCUUUGGGGAGUGUUGCUCGGGCUUCCCUGCAGAAAGGGCAUUUAACCAGAUCCAAGGCUACAGCUAGAGAUUUGGGGGAAUGGGGUCCCUUGGAGAAUUAUGAUCGUGCCAGAGCCUGGACUGCAGCACAAACUGGCCAACAAAGAACUCACCCGCGGAAAGCCAAACAUCAUUCCAAUGGCCCUUUGGAAGGAGGUGGCGAGAGCCAGCUGAAUAAGGACCUUUCUGUGGUCUUGGAGGUUGGGAGAUACUCUGAUCUCUCUGGGGCACAGGUACAGAAGAAGGAAAGCAGUAGAGACCCAGGAAGCAUGAGCUCCAAAAGGCAUGUAAGAAGCAAGAGGGGAGCUGGGCAGCCCCAGGACAGAGGGAGAUCGGGAGAAGUCAAGGCUCUCACGGAUAGUCUUGUAAGGAACUUCAGUGACUCAAUGGAAAUCCAGAUGACUCCUUCUCCUGGGCCAGAAAAUGAUUUCCCCCAGGCGUUGCCUUUGAAUGGCUCCGCAGCUGGCUCUUUCAGGAAUGGUACAUUCCGACCAGCCCGGGUCAAGAACCCUUUCUACCCGCUGACUGAGGAAUCAUAUGGUGCCUACGCAGUCAUGUGCCUGUCGAUAGUGAUCUUUGGCAUUGGGAUAAUGGGCAACAUGGCAGUGAUGUGCAUCGUGUGCCACAACUACUACAUGAGGAGCAUCUCCAACUCCUUGCUGGCCAACCUAGCCUUCUGGGAUUUUCUCAUCAUUUUUUUCUGCUUGCCUUUGGUAAUCUUCCAAGAGCUCACCAAAAAGUGGCUGCUGGACGAUUUCUCCUGCAAAAUUGUACCGUACAUCGAGGUGGCAUCCCUCGGAGUAACUACCUUCACGUUAUGUGCCCUCUGCAUAGACCGUUUCCGUGCUGCCACAAACGUGCAGAUGUAUUACGAGAUGAUUGAAAACUACUCAACAACCGCCAAGCUGGCUGUUAUAUGGGUCGGGGCUCUGCCUGCGCUCCCUGAGGUGGUUCUCGCGCCAAUUGACUAAGAAAACUCCGAAGCCAGUGGGAGCCCUCCUGUGGAAAGGUGCGUGGUGAAGAUCUCUCCCCACUUGCAUGACACCAUCUACGUUUUAGCCCUCACGUACGAUGGCGCGAGGCUCUGGGUAUUUGGCUGUUACUUCUGCUUGCCUACCCUCUUCACGAUUACUUGCUCUUUGGUGACGGCAAGGAAAAUCCGGAAGGUGGAAAAGGCCUGCACGAGGGGAAACAAGCGACAAAUUCAGCUGGAAAGCCAGAUGAACUGCACAGUCGUGGCUUUGACCAUUUUAUAUGGUUUCUGCAUCAUCCCUGAAAACAUCUGCAAUAUCGUCACCGCCUACAUGUCCACGUGGGUGUCUCAGCAGACUAUGGACCUCCUGCACCUUAUUAGCCAGUUUCUGUUGUUCUUCAAAUCCUGUGUGACUCCGGUUCUCCUUUUCUGUCUUUGUAAACCAUUCAGCCGAGCCUUUAUGGAGUGUUGCUGUUGCUGCUGUGACGAGUGCGUCCAGAAGUCCUCGACCGUGACAAGUGACGAUAAUGACAAUGAAUAUACCACAGAGCUCGAACUCUCCCCUUUCAGUACUAUACGUCGCGAAAUGUCCACAUUUGCCUCUGUUGGGACUCACUGUUAGCUCACCCUUUUGAUCAACACGCAGGUCCAACUUGCGAAAUCUGUCGGGGUCGUUCUGUCGACUUCAGCGGGAUCCUGGGUUCUGCGGUUUGAUUUGAUUUCAACAUAGUUAAGUGUUGAGAAACGAGAAGCAAACGGAAGUCCUGUAAGGCCUACUGUAAACUGGUUUGCAUACUAACAUAUUUUGCUUUGAGAAAUAAGUUUUAUGUCACUAAAACGAAGACGUACUGCCAAUGUGGAGUUAUAAAUCAUUUCAUAUAUGUGCUAGCACUCUGUGUCUGAAGGGGAGGCAGAAACCUAUGUGUUCAUUUAAUUUAAUUAUCUGCUAGAUAUUAUUUUGGCUGCUAAAAACAACAACUCCAUUGAGAAGGAUCCAGCUUAUGGUAAGUGUUCUGAUGUCCAGGAAUGGCGCAUGAAGCCAUCACCUUGGUGAAGCUAUGGAGGUCUGAUUCUAGUCAGUUCCUGGAUGGUGGCCGUGUGGGAGCCAUACCUACAUUGCCUUCAAUUCCAUGUUGGAAAAAAGAUGGGAUAUAAAUGAAGGAGAGGAAGAAAUAAUGCUUGAAUCCUAAUCGCAGUUAACCUAAGAACCUUCGCUGAACACAGUUAAGUUGCUUGUGAGUAAAUGUGCAUAGGAUUCUGCAUUGUGCCAUCAGUUCCCCUGUAGCAAUUAGUGGUCGACAAAUACUAAUAAUCCCAUUGACAUCAGUGGGAAAGUGAACCAUAUUCUUAAACCUCCUUCAAAGUCAACAGGACUUGAAAUCGUUAACAUAGGCUGAACCAGGCCACA